Lacerta agilis (Sand lizard) is the source of this 2527-nucleotide messenger RNA. RefSeq names its product carnitine O-acetyltransferase (gene CRAT). The transcript is spliced from 14 exons. Bases 206 to 2086 code for a protein of 626 amino acids. NCBI's taxonomy places the organism in Eukaryota, Metazoa, Chordata, Lepidosauria, Squamata, Lacertidae. Gene Ontology annotation, cellular component: peroxisome. Gene Ontology annotation, molecular function: carnitine O-acetyltransferase activity. The record is from RefSeq and is a predicted model, not a curated record. Gene Ontology annotation, biological process: carnitine metabolic process, CoA-linked.
GCUGCUUCCUAGCUCCUCCCCACAGCAGCUGCAAAUUCUUGUUGCAGCUGCGGUGGUGAGUGCCCCUUGCUGGGCUACUGAAAUUGCACUCUGAAGCUCCCUGCCCUCUGCUCUCUCCAAGGCCAAUAGCUUAGGACUUUGGCCUCUAGGCAGUGCCUCGGCUCUUAAGCAGAAAAAAGGGGGUGGUGCAAACUUAUAGACUGCAAUGCUUGCCUUCCUAGCGAGGAACAUGGCAAAGCCAUCAGGUUUGCUGAGGCCGGUGGCACUGAGGAAACUUCCAGGCCGGUACCUCGCCCACCAGGAGAGCUUGCCUCACCUCCCCAUCCCACCUCUCCAGCAGACGUUGGACCGCUACUUGGCUGCGCUCCAGCCCAUCAUCAGCGAGGAAGAACUCAGCCACACCAGGGAGCUGGUGCAGGAUUUUCUGAAACAGGGCGGUGUUGGGGAGAGGCUGCAGAAAGGACUGGAGAGAAGAGCCCGGAAACAUGAGAACUGGCUUUCUGACUGGUGGCUGAAAACAGCAUAUCUAGAGUAUCGGCUGCCCGUGGUGGUACAUUCCAGUCCAGGAGUAGUUUUGCCCAAACAGGAUUUUCUGGAUCGGCAAGGACAGCUAAGGUUUGCUGCGAAGCUGAUCGAGGGGGCUUUGGACUUCAAAACCAUGAUUGACAACGAGACACUUCCUGUGGAAUACCUGGGUGGGAAACCCCUCUGCAUGAACCAAUACUACCAAAUCCUCUCUUCCUGCCGUAUCCCCGGCCCCAAACGGGACUCUGUUGUGAAUUACGCAAAAGGAAAGAAACCUUCAAUGCAUAUCACUGUAGUCCACAACUUCCAGUUCUUUGAGCUGGAUGUCUACAGCAGUGACGGCAGCCCCCUGACGACUGACCAGAUAUUUAUUCAGCUGGAGAAGAUCUGGAACACCUCCCUCCAAACCAACAAGGAGCCGAUUGGGAUCCUGACCACCAACCAUCGCAACAGCUGGGCCAAGGCCUACAAUAAUCUCAUCAAGGACAAAACCAACAAAGAGUCUGUGCGUUCAAUUGAAAAGAGCAUCUUCACUGUCUGCCUGGAUGCACCGAUGCCCCGUGUCUCAGACGAUAUCUACAGGAGCCAUGUGGCUGCCCAGAUGUUGCACGGUGGGGGCAGUCGCUGGAACAGUGGGAACCGCUGGUUUGAUAAAACGCUUCAGUUUAUCGUGGCCGAGGAUGGCUCCUGUGGUUUGGUGUACGAACAUGCCCCCUCGGAGGGUCCCCCUAUUGUCGCCCUACUAGAUCAUGUUGUGAACUAUACAAAGAAACCAGAAUUGGUGAGAUCUCCCAUGGUCCCCUUGCCGAUGCCUAAGAAACUCCGGUUUAACAUCACCCCAGAAGUGAAGAAUGAUAUCGAGAAAGCGAAACAGAACCUUAACAUCAUGGUGCAAGACUUGGAUAUCAGUGCAAAUGUCUUCCAUCAGUUUGGGAAGAAUUUCCCCAAGUCGGAAAAGAUCAGUCCAGAUGCUUUUAUCCAGAUUGCUUUGCAGCUGGCUUACUACAGGAUGUAUGGGGAGACCUGUUCCACCUAUGAAAGUGCCUCACUCCGGAUGUUCCGCCUGGGCCGGACAGACACGAUCCGUUCUGCCUCAGUAGAUUCUCUCAAGUUUGUGGAGGCCAUGGAUGAUUCUGGCAAGAAGGACCCGGAGAAGGUGGAACUACUGAGAAAAGCUACCCAGGCUCAUCGUGCCUACACUGAUAUGGCAAUUAGAGGGAACGCAAUAGAUCGCCACCUACUGGGACUGAAACUCCAGGCCAUUGAGGACCUUGUCAGCAUGCCUGAACUGUUUAUGGAUACUGCGUACGCUGUUGCCAUGCACUUCAAGCUCUCCACCAGCCAGGUCCCCGCAAAGACUGACUGCGUAAUGUGUUUCGGCCCAGUGGUCCCAGACGGCUAUGGGAUCUGCUACAACCCCAUGGACGACCAUAUCAACUUUGCCAUCUCGGCCUUCAACAGCUGCGCUGAAACGAAUGCAGCCCGGAUGGCACAUUACCUGGAGAAGGCCCUCUUGGACAUGCAACUGCUCCUCAAAUCGAACCCCAAGUCUAAACUUUAAAGGGGGGGGGACUUGCAGUUUAAAGCCUUGGAGGCUCCAAAAUCCAGACCGUUGCACAAAGGCUUCAGCUGCAGGGAGUGUUUUACAUCCCAGAUCUCCAUGGAGUGAGGCCUGUUUGUGGUUCUAGGACUGCUAGGCCAAAAAACAAACAAACAAAGCUAAAAUAAAAAUAUGUUUGGUGGUUGUUGUUUUUUAAAAAAGGAGCUUGGAACAGACAGACUUUCUCCUGUGAUCAUGAAGUGCCUUAUUGCUUCCCCAGAAUUGGGGGGAUAGGUUUUUCUUCUUGUCAUACCUGCGUUUUGUUUUUGCUGUGAAAACAAGAAUAUAGGAAUGGCAGCCUGCUUCUCACCUCAAACAAGUCCAGAGGACAGGCGGGGAACUCCUGCUUCCCUGUAGACCAGGGGUAGUCAACCUUUUUUUAACCUACCGCCCACUAAUGCA